CUCCAGCGCAACACUCGCUUAACAACAAGUAAAGCGAAGAUGAAGCUUAUGAGGUCUACCUUGUUCCUGGCCGUGGCUAUAAGCCUGGCCACGGCAGAGGAAAAGGCGGAGAACACAAAGGCUGAAGCAAAGCCAGUUGAAGAAAGCAAAAAACACGAGAAAAGAGGUCUGUCCGACUUGGGUUACGGUGGCGGUGGCUACGGAGGAGACCAUCAAGAUUUUGGCGGUGGUGAUCACGGCGGCGGCGGCGGAGGCUUCGGGGGAUAUGAAGGCCAUGGCCAUCAAAUAGAAGAACAUCACGAGAAAACUAUCACCACGGUGAAGAAAGUAGAAGUUCCCUACCCUGUGGAGAAGCACGUCCAUGUGCCUGUUGAGAAACACGUGCCAGUACCUGUGAAGGUGCCCGUCCCACACCCGUACCCAGUCUACAAAACUAUUCAUUUCCCGGUCAAGGAGAUCAUCAAAGUACCUGAGUAUAUCCCUAAACCUUACCCCGUGACCAAGCAUGUACCCGUACCAGUCAAAGUGCAUGUUGAUAGGCCUGUCCCAGUAAAAGUUUACGAGAAAGUUCCCUACCCAGUCGAGAAGCACAUCCCUUACCCCGUGAAAGUGCAUGUACCUCAACCCUACCCUGUUGAGAAGAUUGUGCACUUCCCAGUCAAAAUCCCAGUCAAGGUGCAUGUACCUUAUCCAGUUGAGAAGACCAUACACUACCCUGUCAAGGUCCCUGUUGACCGACCUGUGCCUGUUCAUGUUGAGAAACCAGUACCCGUACACGUAGAGAAGCCUGUACCUUACCCAGUUGAGAAGGAAGUACCCUACCCAGUCAAGGUACCCUAUGACAACCCAGUGCCUGUCCACGUUGACAAGCCUGUGCCAGUGCCUGUCAAAGUGCCAGUACCAGCUCCUUAUCCAGUAGAGAAGGUCAUUCCCUACCCAGUGGAGAAGAAAGUGCCAGUUCCAGUGAAGAUUCCAGUUGAAAGACCUUACCCGGUCCAUAUUGAAAAACACGUGCCCUACCACGUUGAAAAGCACGUGCCCUACCCAGUGAAGGUGCCAGUGCCAAUAGUCGAAAAGGAGCACCAUCAUGAGGAACAUGUCGAGAUCCCCCAACAGGAGCAUCACGAGAUCUCUCACAGCGAGGAUUAUGGAGGGAGCUUUGGGGGAGGUGAAGGGGGUUACGAGGGUCACGAUUUCGGAGGACAUGAAGGUGGACAUGAGGAGUACCAUCAUUAAACAGAACUGAUCUCUUUUAUAAUUUCAUUUUAGCUUUAAAUGUUAACUCGUGUAUAGUUUGCGCUAAGUAUUGUUUUUUGUUUUUUACCUCUGGACUGUGUUGUAUAUACAAUGUAAAUAGUACCAAAAGUAUUAAAAAACGUGAUAAAUA
This is a messenger RNA of Hyposmocoma kahamanoa, 1387 nucleotides long. RefSeq names its product proline-rich protein 4-like. NCBI's taxonomy places the organism in Eukaryota, Metazoa, Arthropoda, Insecta, Lepidoptera, Cosmopterigidae. Bases 40 to 1236 code for a protein of 398 amino acids. The transcript has 2 exons. The record is from RefSeq and is a predicted model, not a curated record.